Habropoda laboriosa is the source of this 557-nucleotide messenger RNA. RefSeq lists its product as uncharacterized. The transcript has 3 exons. The record is from RefSeq and is a predicted model, not a curated record. NCBI's taxonomy places the organism in Eukaryota, Metazoa, Arthropoda, Insecta, Hymenoptera, Apidae. The coding region runs from base 92 to 502 and encodes 136 amino acids.
UUCCAGUAACUGGUUACAAUUAUUCUUCCUCCGAGAGAAACAUUCAUUCUUACAGGUAGGACCUGUGAACGAUACAAUUCGAACAACUAAGAUGUGGAUCACACUUGCAAUCGCCUUUCUGGCCGUUGCAUCGGCCGAGGAUGCGGUGAACGUUGCACCGGAAGUCGAUUCCGUACCAGCGGUGCCUCCAGGAUUCGAAGGAGGAGAGCUCCCAACGGCGCAGCAGCUUCUCGAGAUGCUCGAUUCGAUGAGCGGUAUAUCGGAGGAAGAGAAGGAAUCUUUGAAGGAGAAUCUGUUGCAAAGUAUCCAAGACGGCGGUGGUUUUGCACAGCAAAUCCCUCAAAAUGAACGAAGCAUGCAGACCAUGAUCCUGUUGUCCUUAUUGGGCGUAGUCGUUUUGAUCUUUGUGUUCUUCGUUUACAAACUGUUCAAGUGCUUGUCCGAGAGGCAAACGAAACGGGAGGAGAAGAAGAAGAACAAACAGAUGAAGAAGAAAAAGUAAGGCGGAUAACCGCCGCGAGAGGAAUAUCAUCGCAUCGUGGGAUGCGUUUGGAAGA